This is a messenger RNA of Ctenopharyngodon idella (grass carp), 5898 nucleotides long. It is a transcript of the gene tmem91, whose product is annotated as transmembrane protein 91. NCBI's taxonomy places the organism in Eukaryota, Metazoa, Chordata, Actinopteri, Cypriniformes, Xenocyprididae. The transcript has 4 exons. Bases 1537 to 2253 code for a protein of 238 amino acids. The record is from RefSeq and is a predicted model, not a curated record. Gene Ontology annotation, cellular component: intracellular membrane-bounded organelle; membrane.
GCGCAAAAAGACAGUGGAGGAGGGAAAGAGAGAUGUGGAGAGAAAAGAGGAGAGGAAGAUGCAAAGAGCCGCUUCGCUGCUGUAGUUUGGAAGUCUCGCCAGGGGGACUUAGAAGAGCAUUGGUGGUAUAAAUACCCAGCAUAAACAGGAUUAAAAGAGCAACUACUGACUCCAUCAGAGAAGUGUGAAGUGAGAGAGACAGGCAGAGAGAGAAGUGUAAAGUGUAAGCAUCAGCAGCGGUGUGUACUGCAGUGUGUCUCUACACACUACAACGCUCAACUUGGGAGACAACAACUGUCACUUCUCAACCAGCUUCAAGUGAACUCUUUUACUCUAACACCAUCCCGUCUCUCUCUCUCUCUCUAUCAGACACGCUUGUACACACAAAUGGAGAAUAUAUCAUGGUGCUAAAGCAUUGCUGAAGUUCAAUCUGGGCCGCUGGAUUCAUCUGUGUGUGUUCAGCAGCACUGUGGGACACUAGACACACACACACUUCACGGACACCAGCGCAGAGUUCAGCAUCAAAUGAAAGAGCCCAGUCCAAGUGCCAACAUGAGAGGUGAGAGGUGCCAGACACGGCUCUGAAAGACUUCAUUCGGCUGGGAGAGCGUGGCGCAUAAAAAAUACAGGUCCCCACAAGAGCUUUCUGGUCUCGGCUAGUGCUAUAAAUCAAUACCCAAGCACUCUGAUUUCUUCAUCAAGACAUUUCUACUCGGCUACAAACGGAAUGGGUUUCUUGAGCACUUGCUGACCAGAAGCUGCACUCCAGAGGAUACUAUUUUUGUGGACGUCUGAAGUCUAUUUCACACUGCGGCUCUGAAAACACACCGGGAGACAAAAACGAUAUAUUUAUAUAUAGGUGCAUAGCUGUUAAAACUGAUACGUCUUUCAACCACCUGUCAAUGUUCUUAUUUUGAACUUCUUUCCUCAAAGCUUUUGGCACUUCAGAGAAUAUUCCUAUCAGCUUUGGUCUGUCUAAAUCGCAGCUAUUUUUAUUCCACUACAUAUUUAGAUAAAAAGUCUCCCAUUACAGAAUUUUGUUCAAAACAUUUCGGUCCUCUCAUCUGAAUAGGUGAGAGCAGAAGGGAGGUUCACGCUUAAAAUCCUCACAAUUUCACAACCUGUCUACAGUGGGUUGCUAAUCACGGUGUUCCAUCAUCAGGAAUGACUUCCAUCUUUUUUUCAUGCAAAAUGAAGCACAUUAGCAUAUUUAUGGGCUGAGAUAUAACCAAUCGUGUACAGCGUGCUACAUGGAUCUGGCAUUCAGUCAUCAAGUGAAGGAACAAAUGGCUUCUGACAUGUGAAGAAAAUGGAAUAUUCAAGAGCUCCACACAUUUAAACACAUGCACUAGAUGGAGGAGAUGGAGGAGCAUAUGAGUUAAUUUCCUCGCUUGUAUCUGUGUGAAAUCAACCAAAAAGUCUUCAAUUUAAACUGCUGUGUUACUGCUUUCAUAUAAAUGACAUAUUCUUAAGAAUACAACUGUGGGCCAGAUCAGCCAGAAAGCAUUAGUUGAUGUCAAAUCCAGAACUCUCAAAAUGGAGAAUUUGGAUGAACUAGAACAUCCAUUAUUGGGCGACAGCCCCAAAAACUCAAGAGGAACAGGCACCAGUGGUGGUGGACUGUUCAAAGGCAUAUUGGUGAGAAAUGAGGAGGACAAAAGGCCGCCCCCUCUGGACUGGAGGAAUUAUUGCAGUUCAACAGAUAUUCAACAGCAGCAGCUACUGGAUCCGUGUUCAUUGCCUAGCACUCUAGAGGCUCUUUAUCCUCCAACUACCAUUUGGGCUGCCGCUGACUCCCUGGGCAUCCACAGUAAGGAGUAUCUGGAAACCACCUUUGUGGACAUUGGUCCUGGUUCACCAUUGGAAAGGAAGUUGCUGGCAGAGACAAGAGAUGUUCAUAGUGUAUCCUACAGCAUGGAAGAUGGGGAUGACCUUUUGCCGGACUUCGAGGACUCCUCCAGCGAUGACUUCAGUGAUACAGACAGUGAGAGCAACUUUCCCAUCAUGAUCCCUCAAGAUUACCUAGGCCUGGCUUUCUUCUCCAUGCUCUGUUGUUUCUGGCCUCUGGGCAUUGCUGCGUUCUAUCUUUCCCAAAAGACGAACAAAGCAUCAGCACAAGGAGAUUUCCAGGGUGCCAGCGCAGCAUCUCGGCAGGCUUUGUGGCUCUCUAUCCUUUCAAUCGUCUUCGGCAUCAUCACUUACACCUGUGCCAUUGCUGCCCUGAUCUCCUAUCUGUCUGGGAAACCACCUUAAAGACUACUGCAUUGGUAUCCUCUCUCGAAUCUUCCAGAAACACACCUCCCUGAUUCCUAAUCACACAAACCGCUGCUCUUUACAUACUCACAUUCAUCUACACCUGUAAUAAGUACAUUCGUUCCGCAGAGACGGCGCCUUUGUAACAUUUUCUGCAACUUCACCGUGGUCAUAUUAGAGUCUGAAGCUCAGUAGAACAAAGAGAUGUUUCAGAUUGUAAAUGUUCAUUAGAUUAGGAAAAAAUCAAGUCAUUUGGAGAGAGGGUAGAUGAGUAUUUGGGUAAAAAAAAAAUUAUUGCGCCACAUCAGAAAGAGAGACCUGCACUCUGUCUUGGCGCUUGUGUAUAAGUUGGCAGGGGAGGGAGUGACUGAGGCCUAAGGGUUUUUCGAAGGGAACUCGACAAGGACAGCGAGAUCAGGAGAUCACAACGGACUUGGCUGUGAAGCAGCAGGACUUGCCCUCUGAGGCACAUGACUCGAGCAAACUGGGUCAUUUUCUAUCUGAGCUCUAAAGCUGGUCAUUGAACCACUCUCCAAACUGAAAACACCGCCAUAAAUGACUUUAGAACUCAGUUGGAAAUUGUUAGAUAGAAAACAGGUUCAAGUUCAAGUAAGGCAAAUGUUCAUAUGCGAUGGGAAAAAUACACACAUAUAUACUUCAGCUUCCACUGAGUCAUACUGUUAUGAGAAGCUUCUCCUGCAGGACUCUAUUCAUAGCUUGAUAAAUGUAGACUCUCCAUUUUUCCACCCACCAACAAAACUGUCACUUCAUAUGACUCAGCUAAACCAUACCUGCAAACUCUGGACUGGCGCAAAAGGUGACGAAUCAGUAAUUUGUAAAUGAUUAUGUAUCUUCUAUAUAAUUGGUCUGAACAAAAAUGGCAGAAUGAAAAUGCAGAGUCACUCUCUGUAGAUGGCACUUAUAGGAAAAGCAGAAAUGCAGUGGUUACCCCUGUACACAAAGCAGCGCUUAUAAACACCACUGUGUUUACAGAGGUAGGACAAAAAGAAAAUGACAUUGAAAUGUUUUUGAAGACUGUUCCCUAGAGAUACAUUCAUAUAAAGUUUCUCCUGCAGGAAUAUUCUUAGCUUGACUCUCCAUUUUUCUACCUACUGACAAAACACCUAUGAUUCAGGUAAACCAUACCAAACUUUGGACCGGUGAAAAAGGUAACAAAUCAGGAAUCAGCAGUUGAAAUAAUUUCGAAAAAUUCUCAUAAUCGAAUAGAACUAUGUGUUUUGUUUUGUUUUUGGUAGCAAUGUUGUUUGAAACAACACUAAUGUCUAAAUUGUAAAAUGACCAUAAAAGCAGUGAUUUAAACAGUUCUGAUGAGUCAAAAUUAUAAGUAAUUAUGUAUUUUAAAUAUAAGUGGUCUGAACAAAAAGUGCAGACUAGCUAUAUGAAAAUGCAAAUUCACUCCCUGACAGUAGGUGGCGCUUAUGGAAAAACAGAAAUACCUCGGUAAACAAAGCAGUGAUGAGAUAACAAAUGCCAGUUUGCAAUAUCAAGCAGCAUAACCAGUGUUGGGUAUGUUACUGUAAAAAAGUAAUUCAUUACUAACUAUUAAGUACAUCUUCAACAGUCCAAUUAGAUUACUGUACUAAUUACUCUCUCUAGAAAGUGUUGCAUUACUUAUUACUUUCUAAAUCCCAUAUCAAGCUCCACCAGUUGAACAAAGUAUUUAAAGGGAGAAGGUUACAUUAAAAACAUACAUUUUACUUUAAAUGUUUGUUAAACCCACUAUUGUUUUAUAUAGAAUUGUUCUAUGUAGUCUAUACUGUAUUUAAUGCAAUUACUUCAGAAGUAACUAAUUAAAUUACAGAAAAGUUAAGAGUAAUCUCUUACUUUACUAGGGAAAAGUAAUUCAAUUACAGUAAUCAAUUACUUAGUAAUGCAUUAGCGUAAUGGAUUGUUUUUGUACAGCUAAAAAUAACUGCAAGUGAAAGACACUGAAAGCCAGUAAUAUUCAAAUUCCAAAUGGUUCUUACAUUAAAAAUAAGGUGAAUAAACCCCACUGUAUUAAGCAUUAUACGAAGGUUGAAUGAAAAGGAAAUGCCUCAUAUAACAUUCAUAUAAAGAAUUCCACCCAAAGUGAGAGUUUGCAGGUAUGUAAACAUGAUAGUCAUAAUUUAUAUUCAUACUGAGCUACUAAGCAUAUAACAUGUACAUUUUGUAGAUGUGAACUAAAGGUUAUUGGCCUGUCUUGGCAGUCAUUACCUUGAAGCUGCAUUCGUGUGAUUGAAGGCAUGCACUUGAGGUCAUGAAAUCCACUUGGCUAAAAGGGGAUUCUGGGAUAUAGGAAGCUCAAAACUGGAGUGGGUGACAUUUCUACCGCAGUGAGUCUGCAUGGGCACUCUUUAUUUUGUUGUAGCACUCUACUAAUACUUAAAUCCCUUUUGUGGGUCUACAUUUCGCCUUGAUAACCCUAGAGGCGAGUGAUAAGCAGUGCCAAACAACGCUUUGACUGAAGUGCUUUAAUCUCGGAGUAUAAAACACAUUACAUCACAUUUCUCAAACUUUCAAAUCCAUCUGCAUUCAUACACAAUUAAUGGCACAACCAUUUUAAGCAGGAUAUUUAUGUUUGUAAACAUUCUGCUCAUUAAUUUGACUGGUGAACUGUUAACAUAAUCCAUACAACAGAUCUGUCUAGACUGAUCUAGUAUCAGUAUACAAAUGCACCCAGGAUUCCCUAAACUAGACAAUAUAUAAAUGCCAGAAAUACACUAUCAUUCAAAAGUCUUUUUAAAUAAAUGAAUACCUUUAUUCAGCAAGGAUGAGCUAAAUUGAUCAAAAGUGACCGUAAAGACAAUCUACUUCAAAUAAAUGCUGUUCAAAAGUUUUCAGUUUCCAACAAAAUAUUAAGCAGCACUAUUUUCAACAAUUUACAAGGUAAUUAAUGAAUAAGAAAUGUUUAUUGAGCAGUAAAUCAGCAUAUUAGAAUGAUUUCUGAAGGAUCAAGUGACACUGAAGACUGGACUAAUGAUGCUGAAAAUUCAGCUCUGAUCACAGAAAUAAAUUACAUUUUAAAAUAUAUUCACGUAGAAAAAUACAUUGUAAUAAUAUUUCACAAUAAUACUUUUACUGUAUUUUUGAUCAAAUAAAUGCAGCCUUGCUGAGACUUAUUUCAAAAACAUUUUUAAAAAACUCUUAAAAAAUUGACCCAAACUUUUGAAUGGUAGUGCACAUUAUAGAGAAAGUCAGAUAUCAAGUGCAUGAAACUACAAUCAGAAAACAACACUAUGUAAUUUAAAGGUUGAAAUGUGCCCUGCUCCAAAAGAUUAAAGCCACAAAACAGCAGUCAGCAUAAACUGCCUCGGCAGGUGCCCUUCAAGCUCCCUGCAGUUAGAAAUUGGGUCAUAUCAUGGUAGGAAAUUAUGUACUACUUUUACAACAAGCUGCCCCAUCGAGCAGAGGAGAGGAGCGAUAGCACAGCCCCCUCCGGUCAGUGAUCAUUGAAGAGCAACACAAACAGUCCUGCACUUAAAUCUCAGUACAGUAAAACAGACCGCAGACAUCUGAGAGGAACACAAGUCUCCUCUCCUGUCAUUAUUUUAUUCCUCCUCUACAUUAAUCGUGUGUAAAUGUGUAUGUAAAUUUCGCUGGUACCUGUUAUGAACAAAUAAAUGCACUUGAUUGAAAAUUUAA